UCGGGAGGAAGUGGGAGAUGCCAAAUUUUGUAUCCUUGUUGAUGAAGCUGUUGAUGUAUCUAAUAGGGAACAAAUGGCUAUCAUUCUGCGAUUUGUUGAUUGUGAUGGGUUUAUUAGAGAACGGUUUUUCAAAGUGCUUAGUGUGGCAGACACUUGUUCUCAAACUCUAAAAGAUGAGAUAUCCAAAGUUCUUACUCAAUAUGAUCUUCAAGUAGAAAAUAUGCGUGGGCAAGGAUAUGAUGGUGCUAGCAACAUGCGUGGUGAAUUUAAUGGUUUACAAGCUUUGUUUCGUGAAGAGUGUCCAUAUGCAUAUUAUGUUCAUUGUUUUGCUCAUCUCUUACAAUUGACUUUAAAUGCUGUAGCUAAAGGGGUGCAUGAUAUUUGGGAAUUCUUUUCAACUCUAAGUUUGAUUGUAAAUUUUGUUGAUUCUUCUGCAAAAAGACAUUCAGCUUUGAGAGUUAUCAGAGAAGAAGAAAUUGCAGAUUUAGUGGCUGCUGGAGCACUUGAGACUGGUAGAGGUGCUAAUCAGCUUUGCACUUUACAACGAGCAGGGGCUACUCGUUGGGGUUCACAUCUUCGCUCUAUUUCAAGUUUGAUUAAGUUAUUUGGAGCUACCCAAACAACUCUUGCAGAUUUGGUUGCAAAUGGACCAAAUAAAGUACAAGGAGAAGCAAAGAGUGUAGAUAUGGAGUGUGGGUAUUUUCUAGCAGAUAUUCAGAAGGAUCCAAGAUUUGCCAACACAACUACUGUGUCUGAUUUGUGUCGCCGGUUAGUUGAAUCAAGAAAGUCAGCAUUCUUUCCUAUGAUUUAUAGAUUGAUUUGUCUUGUGCUGACUCUGCCAGUUUCUACAGCAACAACAGAGAGAGCAUUUUCAUCUAUGACCAUCAUAAAAAACAAAUUUCGAAAUAAGAUGGAAGAUGAGUUUUUUGAUGAUUUGAUGGUUCUCUACAUUGAAAAAGAAUUUGCCGAUAGCAUUGAUAAUGAUUCUGUGAUUGCUGAGUUUGAAGUGAGUGGGCCUCGAAGGGUACGAUUUAGUUAAUUUAUUGUUGUUUUACAACAAAUGUAUGCUUGUAGUUUUUAAUUUACGGGGUUUGGUUUUAUGUCCCCUCCGUUGUAUGUUUUGAUUGAAAAUAAUAAAGGCGUGAGGAUGAGCC
Rosa chinensis is the source of this 1154-nucleotide messenger RNA. RefSeq lists its product as uncharacterized. Lineage: Eukaryota; Viridiplantae; Streptophyta; Magnoliopsida; Rosales; Rosaceae. The coding region runs from base 74 to 1039 and encodes 321 amino acids. The transcript is spliced from 2 exons. Gene Ontology annotation, molecular function: protein dimerization activity. The record is from RefSeq and is a predicted model, not a curated record.